Phaeodactylum tricornutum CCAP 1055/1 is the source of this 517-nucleotide messenger RNA. RefSeq lists its product with no specific name. NCBI's taxonomy places the organism in Eukaryota, Bacillariophyta, Bacillariophyceae, Surirellales, Neidiaceae. The record is from RefSeq and is a predicted model, not a curated record. Gene Ontology annotation, cellular component: cytosolic small ribosomal subunit; ribosome. The transcript is spliced from 2 exons. Gene Ontology annotation, biological process: maturation of SSU-rRNA from tricistronic rRNA transcript (SSU-rRNA, 5.8S rRNA, LSU-rRNA); translation. Gene Ontology annotation, molecular function: structural constituent of ribosome; RNA binding. The coding region runs from base 31 to 462 and encodes 143 amino acids.
AGUCCUCAUUCCAGAGAUUUUAUCGCCAACAUGCCCGAAGUACAAUCAGUUCAAGUUUUUGGAAAGAAAAAGACCGCCACCGCGGUGGCCUUUGCCAAGCAGGGUCGCGGUCUCAUCAAGGUCAACGGCCAGCCCAUUGAGUUGAUUCAACCCGAGUCUCUUCGUCUGAAGGUCUUUGAGCCCGUCUUGAUUGUAGGACAGGAGAAAUUUAGCAAUAUCGACAUCCGCAUCCGUGUCAAGGGCGGUGGUAUUACGGCGCAGAUUUACGCCAUUCGGGCGGCCAUUGCCAAAUCCAUCGUGGCCUACCACGCCAAGUACGUGGACGAACAAUCCAAGAACGAACUGCGAAAGACGCUUAUGGAGUACGACCGCAACAUGCUGGUCAGUGAUCCUCGUCGCUGCGAACCUAAAAAGUACGGAGGACGAAGCGCCCGUGCCCGUUUCCAAAAAUCGUACCGUUAGACGAUGGCCACGGCUUUUUAAACAAACAAACCAACCAACCAUUUACACCCCUGGA